This is a messenger RNA of Hemibagrus wyckioides, 2137 nucleotides long. RefSeq names its product ADP-ribosyl cyclase/cyclic ADP-ribose hydrolase 1-like. NCBI's taxonomy places the organism in Eukaryota, Metazoa, Chordata, Actinopteri, Siluriformes, Bagridae. The record is from RefSeq and is a predicted model, not a curated record. Bases 224 to 1021 code for a protein of 265 amino acids. Gene Ontology annotation, cellular component: plasma membrane. The transcript is spliced from 8 exons. Gene Ontology annotation, molecular function: phosphorus-oxygen lyase activity; NAD+ nucleosidase activity. Gene Ontology annotation, biological process: positive regulation of B cell proliferation.
UCAGACGUCUCAAAAAUGAAGGAGUUCGGCUCAUGAGGAAAUGGAAUUCCUCUAGGAGGCUGCAAGUUGCAACAAAUUGGCAAACAUCCAGUACAGGGGAUUAUAUAAAGACCAGGGCGCAAUUUCGGAGAGGGGUAGAACCGGUGGAACUUGUCGCUUGGUUGUUGGGUUUUAGUGAAUCUCCGCUGCCCUUAAACCUGAAUAACACUUUGAAUAAGUGAAGAUGGAGAAUGAACGUGUUAUAGACCAUUCACAAAGAAAACACAGAACACGAUUCGUCCUGAUUUUAGUCGCUGUGCUCAUAUUUGUGGUGGUUGUUCUCGCUAUUGUUUUAGGAGUGACUGCAAGUGCGAAACGCUCCAGUUUCAAGAAUGUCGUCAUUAAAAAAUGUCAAACAUACCUAAAAGAAAACAGCAACAUGGCAAGGGAGAAUGACUGUGAGAUAAUCUGGAAGGCUUUUGAGCAGGCCUACGUUGGAAGAGAUCCGUGUGAUGUUCCUCCUCAGGCAUAUGAUCCUCUGAUAAAUUCAGUCAAGCAGCAUGUUGUCUGUAAUACUAUGAUGUUCUGGAGCAAAACAAAAGACACGGUAAAAGCAUUUGCUGACAACAGAGAGUGCCUGGUCAUUUUGGAGGGAACAUUGCUUGGAUUUGUGUUUGAUGAACUGACUUGGUGCAGCAAAAAUGAAAGCAAAGAAACCUUCACUACAGAUUGUCCCAGUUGGUCACAUUGUGAAAACAACCCAGUACGAUCUUUCUGGAACAGGGCUUCUGUUAACUUUGCUGCCACUUCUUGUGGGAAUGUGUCUGCAAUGUUAAAUGGAUCUCUAGAAGCCCCCUUCAGCUCCACAAGUGUAUUUGGAAGUGUAGAAGUGAAGAAUUUGGAUCCCAGUAAAGUGAACAGUUUGACUGUAUUACUUGUCACCAAGGAAACGGACUUGACUACAUGUGAUAAUCCCUCAUUCCAUGCUCUACAAAACAUUUUGGACACAAAGAUUGCUUACAAGUGCAGAAAGGUUCCUUAGUGAAAGACAUCAAGGUGACAAGCACACCCUACUGGCUGAACUAUGUAUAAGCGUAAGUAGCAGCUACCAUUCAUAUAUAGUACAACACGUUUUUAAAAAUUUUGCUGUUCUCAAUUAUUUUCAUUUAGUGCUGACGUCUGCAGUAAGUUACUCAUCUGAAUGGCAGUUGAAGCUAAGUUGAACCAAUUUGUAGCAGACUAUGCAUAAUCUGCUUAGAAUGAAAAGUUAAAACCUUGAUAGAUGUGCAUUAUAAAGGGGUAAGAAGGAAAGCUGAGGAAUCUCAAAAGUCAACUUCAUCUGGUGUGGUCUCAGUGCCCUUGUGCCCAUUUUAGAUAAAAGACAAAUGGACGAUCAUUAUUUAUAAUAUUUACUGCUAUAUUGAUACUACAUAUAUAUAUUUAUAUUAUAUACAUAUAUAUCUAUAUAUCCAUACAUAGACAUAUAUUUGCAUAUGCAUAUCUGACACUUGACUUUCAAGUUAUAUUCAGUUGUGAUUUCUACCAUUUAAUUUUCCCUACUUUUCCCUAUAUAUUCUCAACUAUAUCUCCUAUUUUUCAUGUCCACACUUUAAAUUUUUUCUUUUUUACUCUUUCUUUUUUAUGUAAGACAGUCGUAAAAAAAAGUAUUUCACUACAUGUCGUACUGUGUAUGAUUUCGUAUAUGACCAAUAAAAUUUGAAUUUGAAUUUGAAUUUGAUCUAAAGGGAUAGGGUGACAUCUAGUGACAGUGUAAGUUACAGUGAGUUGGACAAAUUGUAAAAUUCACUCUUGAGACUGACCUCAUUUAUUGCUUUGGUUUACAUUUGUAAUAAAGUUUGAAGAAGUUGGUUUUCUUACUUAUCCUCAACACCUACGAGAUGGGAAGAACUACCUAUAGCCAUACUUCAAAAUCUAUUGAAAAACACCAUAGACAUUGGAUACUAUUUCUUGCUACACUUUGUAAUAUCCAGCAAUUUUUUGUCCUUCAACUUUUUAUAUACAACAUCAAUGGAAUAGCUGUUAUAUAUUAAAUGUUCUGGCACAACCAAACAUUGCAUAGAAAUGGAGCUUAUACCCCUAUUUAAUGUUUUGGGUCUGUUUUUGUGCUUGCCUUUUUAAAUAAAAGUAUUUCCCUCAA